AUGGGUCCCUCCCGGCUUGUGCUCCCGUUCAAGACAAAGCUCGGGCUCUGGUGGCUUCUUCUGAUCCCGGCAGUAUCCUCGGAGAGGGCCCCCCACACCCAAGCUGAGGACCGCCUCUUCAAACACCUCUUCAGGGGCUACAACCGCUGGGCGAGGCCAGUGCCCAACACCUCAGACGUGGUGAUCGUGCGCUUCGGGCUGUCUAUCGCCCAGCUCAUCGAUGUGGAUGAGAAGAACCAGAUGAUGACUACCAACGUCUGGCUAAAGCAGGAGUGGAGCGACUACAAGCUGCGCUGGAACCCGGUUGAUUUCGGCAACAUCACAUCCCUCCGCGUCCCUUCGGAGAUGAUCUGGAUCCCAGACAUAGUCCUCUACAACAAUGCAGAUGGGGAGUUCGUGGUGACCCACAUGACCAAGGCCCACCUCUUCUCCUCGGGCAUGGUGCACUGGGUACCGCCCGCCAUCUACAAAAGCUCCUGCAGCAUCGACGUCACCUUCUUCCCCUUCGACCAGCAGAACUGCAAGAUGAAGUUUGGCUCCUGGUCGUACGACAAGGCCAAGAUCGACCUGGUGCAGAUGGAGCAGACGGUGGACGUGAAGGACUACUGGGAGAGCGGCGAGUGGGCCAUCGUCAACGCCACGGGCACCUACAACACCAAGAAGUACGACUGCUGCGCCGAGGUCUACGCCGACGUCACCUACUACUUCGUCAUCCGGCGCCUGCCACUGUUCUACACCAUCAACCUCAUCAUCCCCUGCCUGCUCAUCUCCUGCCUCACCGUGCUGGUUUUCUACCUGCCCUCCGACUGCGGGGAGAAGAUCACGCUGUGCAUCUCUGUGCUGCUCUCGCUCACCGUCUUCCUGCUGCUGAUCACCGAGAUCAUCCCCUCCACCUCGCUGGUCAUCCCACUCAUCAGCGAGUACCUGCUCUUCACCAUGAUCUUCGUCACCCUGUCCAUCGUCAUCACCGUCUUCGUGCUCAACGUCCACCACCGCUCCGCCAGCACCCACAACAUGCCCCACUGGGUGCGGGUGGCCUUUCUGGGCUGUGUGUCCCGCUGGCUUCUCAUAAGCCGGCCAUUGCCACCCAUGGAGCUCCGAGACCCUCCGGAUCUGAAGCUCUGCCCCUCCUAUCGCUGGCUGGAGACCAACGUGGAUGUGGAGGAGAGAGAGGAGGAGGAGGAGGAAGGCAGAUGGGCGUGUGCGGGCCCUUUGUCCCCCUCCGUGGGCGUCUACACCCAUGGGAGUCUGCACCCAGGGGCCUCGGGUCCCAAGGCAGAGGCCCAGGUGCCGGACGGCGGGCUCCUGCUGUCCCCUCGGGUACAGAAGGCCCUGGAGGGUGUGCACUAUAUUGCUGAUCACCUGCGGGCUGAGGAUGCUGAUUCCUCGGUGAAGGAAGACUGGAGGUACGUGGCCAUGGUCAUUGAUAGGAUAUUCCUCUGGUUGUUUAUCCUCGUUUGCUUCCUGGGGACCGUCGGACUCUUCCUCCCUCCCUUCCUGGCUGGAAUGAUCUGA
Molecule: messenger RNA, 1515 nt
Organism: Rangifer tarandus platyrhynchus (Svalbard reindeer)
Lineage: Eukaryota; Metazoa; Chordata; Mammalia; Artiodactyla; Cervidae
Source: the annotation of a GenBank genome assembly